CGAGUCUGACGGCACGUCACGGGGCAGAAGAGCCCCACGGACACGAAAACGAAGUGCUCUCUCUUUCUUUCUCUCUCUCUACAUCUCUCUAUCUCUUUUUCUCUCUCUCUCUUUUACAGUGUAAUACUCUGUUUAUGGAGCAUUAAUCUGAGAGGAUUUACAGAAAAGCCCGGGAAUAAGCAGCCCAUUCACGCGGCGGCAGUUUUCCCGCGUCUUUUUUCAAACGCAGCACGCUCGCUGUUGUUGUUUUUUUAACUUAACGGUUUUAACCAACUCCAACAGCUUUACCAACACGGCGAGGAGAACUUUUCCCCUCAUACCCGCAGAGGAAAAGAGUGUAAAAGGAGGAAAAAGAGGAGUAAAGAGGGGGAGAGGGACGGGACCUUGACUGGGAGAUGGCCGUGAGGUGGUUGAGUCUGCUGGUUCUGCUGGUUCUUCAGACUGACAGUUCUCUACAGGCAGACGCUGAGGAGCGGCUGGUGGAGUUUCUGUUGGGUCCAGAGCGCUACAAUAAACUGAUUAGGCCCGCGGUCAAUAAGAGCCAGCAGGUCACCAUCGGCAUCAAAGUGUCCUUGGCUCAGCUCAUCAGUGUUAACGAACGGGAGCAGAUCAUGACGACUAACGUGUGGCUCACGCAGGAGUGGAACGACUACAGACUAGUGUGGGACCCAGAUGAAUAUGACGGCAUCAAAAAACUCAGAAUCCCCUCCCACCACAUCUGGCUGCCUGAUAUAGUCCUCUACAACAAUGCAGACGGCGUGUACGAGGUCUCCUUCUACAGCAAUGCCAUUGUCGCCAACACAGGUGACAUCUUCUGGCUCCCUCCAGCCAUCUACAGGAGCGCCUGUGCCAUCGAGGUUCGAAAUUUCCCCUUUGACCAGCAGAACUGCACGCUCAAGUUCCGCUCGUGGACAUACGACCGCACCGAGCUGGACCUCGUGCUGACCUCGGACUUCGCCAGCCGAGACGACUACACGCCCAGUGGUGAAUGGGACAUCGUCUCGCUGCCUGGCCGCAAGAACGAAGACCCCAACGAUCUUACAUACAUGGACGUGACGUACGACUUUGUCAUCAAGCGCAAGCCGCUCUUCUACACCAUCAACCUCAUCAUCCCCUGUGUGCUGAUCACCUCGCUGGCCAUCCUGGUGUUCUAUCUGCCGUCAGACUGUGGUGAGAAGGUGACACUUUGCAUCUCUGUUCUGCUUGCGCUCACUGUGUUUUUGUUGCUAAUUUCCAAGAUUGUACCUCCGACUUCACUGGCUGUUCCAUUGAUUGGGAAGUAUCUGAUGUUCACCAUGGUACUGGUCACUUUCUCCAUCGUCACAAGUGUCUGCGUCCUCAACGUACACCACCGCUCGCCGUCCACUCACCGCAUGCCCGAGUGGGUCAAGCGAGUCUUUCUGCGUCGGCUGCCUGUCUUUUUACUCAUGCGGCGGCCUGGAAGUUCCAACGUACGGGAAAAGUUCAGGAAGAAGCAUCAGCACAAGUCAUUUUCCAGCAGUCCACAGGACGGUGACACAUACGUCCUUGGUGAGGACCCUGGAAGAGCCUGGAGGUUGGGCGAGCUUCCAGAGGGGUCGGAGUUUAGGCAGAGGGUCAGGCUCAGACGUGACCCUGAAGUGGACGAGGCCAUUGAGGGUGUACGCUUCAUCGCCGAACACAUGAAGAUCGAAGAUGAUGAUGAAGGGAUCAUCGAGGACUGGAAGUACGUCGCGAUGGUGAUCGACCGCUUGUUCCUCUGGGUAUUUAUCCUGGUGUGUGUGACUGGAACUCUCGGCCUCUUCGUUCAGCCGCUGUUCCAAAGCUACAACACCCCCGUAGCGAAGGACGACUUCGGCGAUUUCUAAACAUCUGCCGGUUCACCUCGAGAGGAUGUACGAACACAUACCUGCAGCAAUAAAACCAAGGAUAUAAGUCAUAGACUGAGACUGAGAUCCAGUCUGAUGUUUGGUAGCAAAUCUCAAUAGUUUUGCAUUGUUUUCGAAAUAUGCAAAAGUAUGUGGUGUUGUAUUUAAGAUGAAAAACUAUGCUAAAACCUUUUUUAGUUGGAAUAAGCUGUGCAUUAUAAGUGACUACAAAUAGUUACAGUUCUAAAUAAACAACAUUAUGGCAUUA
This is a messenger RNA of Astyanax mexicanus (Mexican tetra), 2115 nucleotides long. It is a transcript of the gene chrnb5a, whose product is annotated as cholinergic receptor, nicotinic, beta 5a. Gene Ontology annotation, molecular function: transmembrane signaling receptor activity; acetylcholine-gated monoatomic cation-selective channel activity. Lineage: Eukaryota; Metazoa; Chordata; Actinopteri; Characiformes; Acestrorhamphidae. The transcript is spliced from 7 exons. Bases 396 to 1847 code for a protein of 483 amino acids. Gene Ontology annotation, cellular component: neuron projection; synapse; postsynaptic membrane. Gene Ontology annotation, biological process: monoatomic ion transmembrane transport; regulation of membrane potential; nervous system process. The record is from RefSeq and is a predicted model, not a curated record.